Molecule: messenger RNA, 1823 nt
Organism: Megachile rotundata (alfalfa leafcutting bee)
Lineage: Eukaryota; Metazoa; Arthropoda; Insecta; Hymenoptera; Megachilidae
Gene: Mulk
Product: acylglycerol kinase-like protein Mulk
Biological process (GO): phosphorylation; sphingosine biosynthetic process; ceramide biosynthetic process
Cellular component (GO): mitochondrion; cytoplasm; membrane
Molecular function (GO): acylglycerol kinase activity; ATP-dependent diacylglycerol kinase activity; ceramide kinase activity
Source: RefSeq, a predicted model, not a curated record
CAGAUAAUUUUUGUCCACCUUGUAUAUGAACGGUGGAGUGAAAAAGUAACUGUGGAGGGGCAGCACAAGCUGUUGGACAACUUUCUCAAUUCAUUCAGAUGCGCAAACCUAUCAUUCUCUCGUAAUAUGUACAGAUAAAACACGUGGAUUAUGAAAUAUGUCUCCAAACAGUUUAUGUAGCACAAUAUAUUUGUUAUAUUAUAGUAAUAACGCAUAAUUAAGAAAGCUAAGGAGCAGUUACAGCUUUAUGAGAUUAAUAAGUGUCGAAGUUAUUACAAGUGAUAACAAUUUUAUUCAUAAAAGUACUGUAAUGAGGAGAAUAUAAAUAUUAUUCUUUCUAGCACAAAUCUUUUUAAUAUUUAUGCAAUUUUUCCAAAAUUUUGAGUAGAUGUAAUUAAUAAAUGUAUAUAACAUGAUAACUACAGAUUUAUUGAGGUUACUCUGAUAAUAAUAAAAGUGUGAAAACAAUGGCCAAGGUAUUGAACUUUUGUCGAACUAUUAGAAAUAACUGGAAGAAAUCUGUUGUACUAACAGCUGCCUUAUCAUAUGGAGUUUCAUAUAGUAAAGAUGUAUAUGACACAAAUCAAUUAAUGAGAGAAUAUUGUAAGAAUGUGUCACAGUAUGGUGAUACCUCACUUCCAACAAAUACAAAGCCUCGUCAUGUGACUGUUAUUUUAAAUCCAGUUGCCAAGAAAGGGAAAGCUAAAAAAUUAUUUAAGAAUUAUUGCGAGCCUCUUUUACACUUGGCUGGAAUAGCUGUGACCAUAGUACAAACUGAAUCAGAAAAUGCAGCACGAAAACUUAUUAUGGAUUUAGAUACACCUACUGAUGCCAUUAUUGUGGCAGGAGGGGAUGGUACUUUAUCUGAUGUUCUAACAGGAUUAGUCAGGAAAUAUGAUGCUAAUCUUAAUUCAGUUAAACAGUGUCCUAUUGGUAUUUUACCAUUAGGACAAACAAGCAAAGUUGCAAAAUCCUUAUAUCAUGAAUAUGAUAAAUUGUCCGAUGUAAAACAAAUGUUAGAAGCAACAAUAGCUAUUAUAAAUGAAAAGUAUAAAAUGAUGGAUUUAAUUGAAAUUGAACCUACUGAACAUGAUUCUGAAGAACCAGUAAAACCAAUCUAUGCUAUGGGAAUAAUUGAAUGGGGUGCUUGGAAAGAUGCACAAGCUUUAAGUAAGAAGUAUUGGUAUUGGGGAUUCUUAAAAAAAUAUGUAACUUAUAUAUUUAAUGGUUACAAACAUGAUCUAAACCAGUAUUGUGAUGCAAUAAUAAAAUAUACACCACCUUGUGAUGGUUGCAGUCACUGUAGUCAAACAAAUUUUUUAAGUGGAUCUAGUAAUAUGAAUAGGAGAUGGUGGCAUAUAUUUGCUCCAAGAACUACUAUGACAGAAGGUAGUGUUGAUUACAGUAAAAUAACAAAUGAAAACUGUGGCAUUUUCCAUGAGUUACCUGUGAAAACAAGUGAACUACAUAUAGAAGCAUCAGAUAUAGACAAGGAACAAGUGAAAUCACCAUCAUCUUUAAAAAUAGAAAUAGGUCCAAAGAAUAUUAAUUACUUCAGUUUUGUAACUGCAGGAUGGAGACAACAAAACUGUAAUAAAUUAUUGUGUGAGGAAGUUAUAGAAGCAAAGAAUAUUGAACUAACUCCGCAAAAGGAGAACAAAGAAUGUACAUUACAUAUUGAUAAUGAAGAAUAUGAACUCAAGUCAGUUAAAAUUAAUUUACUUCCACGAGCCGUGAAAGUAUUUCAAUCUGAAUUAAUUAGUUAAUAGUAUAUAUUUAUAUAUAAAUAAAAUAUAAAUAAAAUUAAAAAAUCAUUUACUGUA